AUGUAUGUGAUGAACUGCUAUAUGCUCCCUUUGGGUCUCUGUGAUGAUAUGCAUCAGUUAUGUGCCGGUUUCUGGUGGGGGGAUUCAGAGGAGAAAAAUAAAAUUCACUGGAGAUCUUGGGAACGGUUAUGUGUUCCUAAGAAGGAGGGUGGUAUGGGUUUCAAGAACUUGCAUUGGUUUAAUAAGGCUAUGUUGGCUAAACAAAGUUGGCGGUUGCUACAGAAUCCAAAUUCAUUGAUAGCUAGAUUGUAUAAAGCUAUUUAUUUUCCUAAUGGUGAGUAUCUCAUAGCUGGUUUAGGGAAUACACCCUCAUUUUCAUGGAGGAGCAUUGUGGAAGCUAGGCAGGUGUUAGUUCAGGGCCUCAGAUGGCAGGUUGGGAAUGGUGAGCAUAUUGAGAUAUGGAACCAUAAUUCGAUUCCAGAUGUGUACCCCAGAGGGCCGUCUUCACCUCCUCCAUAUGAUGCACCCCGUUUUGUUGAGGAGCUUAUUGAUCCAAUUACUCGGAGUUGGGAUCUCCCCCCCCCACCACUUGUUGAUUCUUAUAAGGCAGUGUGGAAGGCAACAUGGGAUGCUAAAGUACCUAGCAAGGUAGCUCUACAUGCAUGGAAGACAGCGGUUAAUAUUCUUCCUACACGGGUGGGAUUGAGUACUAAAGGCUAUAAUGGAGAGAUGGGGUGUUUAUUGUGUCUGCAUACUUUGGAAAACAGCUUGCAUGUUUUUGCUGAUUGUCCAUAUGCACAGGAAGUUUGGCAUAGAGCUGGUUUACAGCUGCCUACUGGGCCGAGCGACAAUUUUAUAGAUUGGUUUUUGGGUGUAAUCAAUAGUUUGACAAAGGAGCAGAUAGCUAGGUGUUUGAUGCUCUUAUGGGGGAUUUGGAAAAACAGGAACAGUCAAUUGUGGGAACAUAAGAGACAGCAUGCAUCUGAGGCUGUGUUGCUCACUAUGGGUUGGUAUGAGGAAUUCAAAAAAGUAAAUGUGCAGCCAACGGAGAUUAGGAGACAAUUGGUGACAUGGACAAGACUACAAGAGAAUUGGGUGAAGGUUAAUUGUAAUGGUGCAUUCCAGCCGGCAACAAGAAAGGGGGGUGCUAGAGUUGUGAUCCGAGAUGCUAAUGGUGAUUUUCAAGUUGGUGCUGCUAGACCUCUCCCUUUAGUAACGUCGCCUUUCCAUGCAGAAUUGAUGGCGUUAAAGGAAGGGAUAAAUUUGGCAGUGGCAUUACAGCAUGAACAGGUACUGUUUGAAUCUGAUUGCUCUUUAUUGGUUCAAGCUUUGCAUUCAACUGAACCAGAUUUAUCUACAAUGAGUAUGUUGCUUGAUGAGAUCAGACUAAUGCUGCAAAAUCAUGGUGGUUAUAGAAUUAAUUAUGUACCAAGGGAAGCAAAUACAGUAGCUCAUGGAUUUGCUUCUCAGUAG
Rosa rugosa (rugosa rose) is the source of this 1413-nucleotide messenger RNA. RefSeq lists its product as uncharacterized. The record is from RefSeq and is a predicted model, not a curated record. Gene Ontology annotation, molecular function: RNA-DNA hybrid ribonuclease activity; nucleic acid binding. The transcript has 2 exons. Lineage: Eukaryota; Viridiplantae; Streptophyta; Magnoliopsida; Rosales; Rosaceae. The coding region runs from base 1 to 1413 and encodes 470 amino acids.